AUGGCGACCAACAGCAACAGCAGCAGCAGCUGUACGCCGAGGUGGCUGCAGCAAGAGCAGCAGUUGCUCCUCCCCAAUGUCUCGCCUAAGACUGCAGCAGCAGCAGCACCGGCAACAGCAGCAGAACCAGCAGCAGCAGCAGCAGCAGCAGCAGCAGCAGCAAUGAUAGGCAGCAGCUCAGUUCCAGAGGGGGGAGAAGGAGAAGGAAAGCAUCGCCUUCAGGUGCUGAAGGUCUCCUUCCCAUCCCCCACUCAUCGCAGCAGCAGCAGCAGCAGCAGCAGCACGCCUGCUGCUGCUGCUACAGCAGCAGACGCAGCAGGAGGGGGCAGCAGCAGCAGCAGCGCUGACAACUCCGCUACCCACCGCAGCAGCAGCAAAGCUGAAGAGACAUUUGUUUGUCUUUCUUCGCUCUCCCCCUCUCCGCAGGCUGCCGUCAGCAGCAGCCGCAGCAGCAGCUGCAGCAUCAGCAGCAGCAGCAGCAGCACAUGCAUAUCCCCGCAUGAAUAUCUCGGCAGCUUCUUCCCCAGCCCCAGCAGCAGCAGCAGCAGGAGCAGCAAGAGCAGCAGCAAAUUCUGGGUUUCUAAUCGUAGACCUGUUGAUGUAGUUGUCUCGAAGUGUAUAUACGCUUUAGAAGACAGGCCUACCUGUUUGCUGCUGCCUCCGCCGCAGCAGCAGCAGCAGCAGCAGCAGCAGCAUGAUGGAGACGAUUGGGGGGAUUCUGCUGCUGCUGCUGCAGCAACAGCUAACGCUUCAUCAACACCCUUCUCGUCUUCCCUGUUCAAGUGGCUAGGCAGGAAGCAGCAGCAGCAGCAGCAGCAGCAGCAGCCAGUUUCAGCAGGAUCUUCUUUCUCUCCUUCCUCAAGUGCAGCAGCAGCAGCAGCAGCAGCAGGAAAAGGCUGUCUCAGCACCUAUGGAGGCGCCCCGCCACCUCCGCCUCCGGCUCCUCAGCAGCAGCAGCAGCAGCAGCAGCAGCAGGAGGAAGCAGAGGGUCGUUUAUCUUUUUUGCUAGCAGCAAUUGGUGCAGCAGCAGCUGAUAAGCAGCUGUGUGCUGCUGCAUCUCUGCAGCAGCAAAGUGUCUGCCGAGCAGCACAAGCAGCAGGGCUUUUCUGUAAGUGGGAGCCUGCUGCUGCUGCUGCUGCAGCAGCAGCAGGUGGACGCUGCGUCGCAGACGCAGAAGCAAAGGCAGCAGCUUUCUUUGCGCAUGCAGUGCUGCAGCAGCCGAACCAGGCCUCAGCAGCAGCAGCAGCAGCAGCGGCAGCAGCAGCUGAGGCAGCAGCAACUGCAGGAGUUCCAGACGAGUCCGCAGCAGCAGCAGCAGCGGCAGCAGCAGCAGCAGCAGCAGCAACAGCAACGAGCCCCUUCGGAUGGGCGAGUGAAGGAGUGCAGCAGCUGCUGCAGAUAGACUGGGGGCUGCUGCUGCAGAGCUUAGAGCUUUGGGCUGAAGCAGCAAGUCAAGUGUUUUUCUCUUUAAGUGUUUUUCAGUGUACUAUGUUUAGUUUUGCUGCUCGCAAGAAGACGAGGCCCAGCCCCACAGCAGAGGCUUUGAUUGUUGCUGCUGCGAACAUCUUCAUUUCUUUUCUUUCUGCUGCUGCAGCAUUUGCUGUAGCAGGACAUCUAUCUCACACUGCAGCAGCAGCAGCAGCAGCAGGAGCAGCAGCAGCAGCAGAGUCAGAAUCACCCGGACCAGGAGCACCACCAGCAGCAGCAGCAGCAGCAGCAGCAGCAAAGUGGGGAGACCUGCAGCUUGAGGGGCCUCGGCUUGUCUUUGUGCUGUAUCCGCUGCUCUUUGAAGCUCUACCGCUGCCGCAUGUCUGCUGCUUUUUCUUUUUUACUUCGUUUGUGCUGCUAGGCAUCAGCAGCAUUUCUUCUCUUGUGCAUCCAGCAGUAGAUGUGCUGCUGGCAGCACGCUGCUGCAGCAGCAGCAGCAGCAGCAGCAGCAGUAGCAGCAGCAGCAGCAACAACAACAACGUCAGCAGCAGCAUCAGCAGCAUCAGCAGCUUCAGUAUCGUCAGCAACAACAACAACAACAACAACAACAACAACAACAGCAGCAGCAACUGGGGAUGCAGCAGGCGGAAGGUGAUAUCUGUUUGUGUUUGCUGCUGCUGCUGCGCUCUUAGCUUUGCGUUUUGCUUGUCUGCUGCUGUAGAGCCGCUGCAAGCAGCAGAUUUUCAUUGGGGUGUAAACGGUUUGCUGCUGCUGGGAGCAGCAGAAUCUCUUGCUUUCGGCUGGCUGCAUGCAUUUAGGAGACAGAAGAAGCAAGUAGGGGCUGCUGCUUCUUAUCUUAACUUCUUUUCAUUUGUUGCUGCAGUUUGCUGCAGCAGCUUAGUACUUUGCUUCACCACCAGCAUCACCACAGCUGCAGCAGGAGUUGCUGCUGCUGCUGCGCUGCUGCUGCUUGGCUGCGGCUGCUCCUUCUACCUCGCUGUUCUCUUUGCGAAGAGGAAACAGAGACAGAAAAUACUUGCUGCUGAGGAGGCAGCAGCAGCAGCAGCAGCUGCUGCUGCUGCUGCUGCUCUUUACAGAGAGAAAUUAGCAGCUGUUGUGGGGGACGAAUUCGCCGUCUGCUGCGCUGCCAGUCCAGAAGCAGCAGCAGCAGCAGAUGCAGCGGAAGCAGAGAGCCAGCAGCAACACGAAGCAACAGCCGCAGCAGCAGCAGCAGCAGCAACAGCAGCACCUGUUGCUGUUUCAGAGGGUGGAGAGGCUGCAGCAGCAAGGAGAAUAAACGAGGAGGAUCGGAGUAGGAAGAUAUUAUCAGAUACCCAUUGCUUCAGUGCUGCUGCUGCUGCUGGCUAUUACUGCAGCAGGGAUAAUACACCCUUCGUUAUUCUCCUUUCUCUUGCCACUCGAUAUGAACAGCAGCAGCAGCAGCAGCAGCAGCAGCAGCAGCAGCAGCAGCUCAGCAGCUGCUGCAGCACGCUUGCAACCCCCCGUAAAACCAGCAGCAGCCGCCCUGCAGCAACAGCAGCACUUGCAUGCGCAGCAUCAUCUAUGGGAUUGUCGCAGUUGCAGCACCAGCAGCAGCAACAAUGGCAGCAGCAACAACGACAACUGCAGCAACAGCAGCAGCCCUCAAUCGCUCAGCUGCGACUUACCUACGCAAGCGUCAGAGCUGUAGUUACACUGGAGGCUGCAGCAACAGCAGCAACAGCAGUAACAGCAGCAAGGGCAGCAGCAAUAGCAACAGGAACGAUAACAGCAGCUGCAACGGCAGCACCAGCCGCUGCAGCAGCAACAGCAGCAGCAGCAACAGAGCAGUGCCGCCAGCAAAGACUGGAGACGUGCACCCACUAG
Molecule: messenger RNA, 3294 nt
Organism: Eimeria acervulina
Lineage: Eukaryota; Apicomplexa; Conoidasida; Eucoccidiorida; Eimeriidae
Product: sodium-dependent transporter, putative
Exons: 5
Coding region: 1-3294 (1097 amino acids)
Biological process (GO): sodium ion transmembrane transport
Cellular component (GO): membrane
Source: RefSeq, a predicted model, not a curated record